CCCCAGGCCAGUGCUCAGGUCGAGAGAGGUGCUGACAGGGCGGGGCCGCCGCUCGCCGCCGCCGGCCUCACCCCUCCCGCCAGGGACAGGUGGCUGGAGCGCGCCCCGCCUCCGCCAGCUGCGGGUGGGAGCGAGGGAGGGCCAGUCCCAGUCGGCAGCCGCUUGCUGCGAGCGGGAGUGAGUGAGCGCUGCUCCAGGACGGCCCGGCGAGGAGUCCGCCGGCAACCAGCGAGUAUCGUGGCGGCCAAAAAAAUGCUCCUGUCCCGAGGGGCCUCCGCGGGCCCUGGAGCUCCCGGCGGCGGCCUGGCUCGGCCGGGCAGCGCCCCGCAGGCCUUGGGGAUCCGCCUGAGCACGAUGAGCCCCAGCUACCUACAGAGCAACUCCAGCAGCCACACGCGACCCUUCAGUGCCAUCGCAGAGCUGCUAGAUAAUGCUGUAGACCCAGAUGUAUCGGCCAGGACGGUGUUUAUAGAUGUUGAGGAGGUCAAGGAUAAACCUUGUUUAACCUUUACUGAUGAUGGAUGUGGCAUGACACCUCUUAGACUGCACCGAAUGCUGAGCUUCGGCUUUACAGAUAAAGUAAUAAAGAAGAGCCAGCGUCCCAUCGGGGUCUUUGGUAAUGGUUUCAAGUCAGGUUCCAUGCGGCUAGGAAAGGAUGUUCUCGUCUUCAGCAAGAAUGGAAUUACUCUCACUGUCGGACUGCUCUCACAGACCUAUCUGGAACGGGUCCAGGCCCAGGCAGUUAUUGUACCAAUUGUUCCAUUCAACCAGCAAAACAAAAGAAUGAUUAUUACUGAGGAUUCCUUGCCCAGUUUAGAAGCCAUCUUGAACUAUUCGAUUUUCAACAGUGAAAAGGACUUGCUGGCCCAGUUUGAUGCAAUCCCAGGCAAAAAAGGCACUCGUGUUCUCAUUUGGAACAUGCGCAGAAAUAAAGAUGGGAAGUCUGAGUUGGACUUUGAUACAGAUCAGUAUGAUAUCCUGGUAUCAGACUUUGACACAGAAGAGAAAGAGACUGGUGAUGUUGCCUCUGAGCUGCCAGAAACAGAGUAUUCUUUACGGGCAUUUUGUGGUAUUCUGUAUAUGAAACCACGAAUGAAAAUUUUUCUACGUCAAAAGAAGGUGACUACACAGUUGAUUGCCAAGAGCCUGGCCAAUGUAGGAUAUGAUAUAUAUAAGCCUACCUUCACAAAUAAGCAAGUGAGAAUCACUUUUGGGUUCUCCUGCAAGAAUAGUAACCAGUUUGGAGUAAUGAUGUAUCACAACAAUCGACUCAUAAAGUGCUUUGAAAAGGUGGGAUGCCAGGUGAAGCCAACUCGUGGAGAAGGUGUAGGAGUAAUUGGAGUCAUUGAGUGCAAUUUCCUAAAGCCUGCAUACAACAAACAAGACUUUGAGUACACCAAGGAGUAUCGAUUGACAAUAAAUGCGCUUGCCCAGAAGCUCAAUGCUUAUUGGAAGGAAAAGACAUCUCAAGAAAAUUUUGAGACCUCAUACCUAGCUAGACCAAUACCGAAGAUUCCUGACCAGACUUGGGUGCAGUGUGAUGAAUGCCUUAAAUGGAGGAAGCUUCCUGGCAAGGUGGAUCCAUCUAUACUACCUGCAAGAUGGUUUUGUUACUAUAAUUCCCACCCAAAGUACAGGAGGUGCUCUGUUCCAGAGGAACAAGAAUUCAUUGAUGAAGAGCUGUGCUUGAGCAAAGCUAAGAAACAAGAUCAAACUGUUGAGAAGAAGAUGCCUGUGGAGGAUGAAGACCAUCAGGCAUUCGGUGAUCCACCAAAGAUACCUCCUAUUCAAGAUGUGGCUGGAUUGAAAGACAAGACAGUUGGAUGUGAAAUAAUUCAUAGUCCUAGCCUACUUCGGUCUCUAGAAAGCAGAUCACCUUCUCUUCAACUGAAGCCUCUGGAUUCCAGUGCUCUUACGUUUUCCAGUAAGUACAAAUGGAUCCUAGGUGAGGAGCCUGUGGAGAAACGAAGAAGACUCCAGAAUGAGAUGACAACACCUCUAGAUUAUUCCAUGUCUGGCUCUUACCUGAGGGCAGAGGCAUCUGUUGGCUACCCAGAAGGCGAGAACAGCCUUGACAAAUCCAGUUCUGAGAGAAGCACACCACCGUGCCUUUACCCAGAAUACCCAGAGGCAAGCAAAAAUACAGGUCCAAAUAGGGACGCUUCCAGUCUGUCUCCAGGGUCCCAAGACCAGCACCAGGGGUCCCUGCUUCCUGAAGAAUCAGAAGAUCAGAUGCCCAAAUUGGUAGCAGAAGAAUCAAACCGAAGUAGCACAAACGUAAACAAAGAAGAAGUGAACAAGGGACCUUUUGUAGCUGUUGUAGGUGUUGCAAAAGGUGUCAAAGAUUCAGGGGCUCCCAUUCAGUUAAUCCCUUUUAACAGAGAGGAGCUGGCUGAGAGAAGAAAAGCAGGUGAAUCCUGGAACUUAAUGCCUUAUUCUUUGGCUUCUGCCACAAUUCCUGCUGCAGCCACUAGGGAGAAAGGAAGAGGCUAUGAGGAGAGCAGACGUUGUAGUACACCAAAGACAAAGAACCAAAGAGAGCUGGAAGAAUUGAAGAGAACCACAGAAAAAUUGGAACGUGUUUUGGCUGAAAGGAAUUUGUUCCAGCAAAAGGUGGAGGAGCUGGAACAGGAGAGAAAUCACUGGCAUUCUGAAUUCAAGAAAGUUCAACAUGAAUUGGUGACGUACAGUACCCAGGAGUCAGAAGGCUUGUACUGGAGCAAGAAACACAUGGGUUAUCGUCAAGCUGAGUUCCAGAUUCUAAAAGCUGAACUGGAGAGAACCAAAGAGGAAAAGCAAGAAUUAAAAGAGAAACUGAAGGAGACAGAGACACAUCUGGAAGUGUUGCAGAAGGCUCAGGUCUCCUACCGGACCCAAGAGGGAGAUGACCUAGAAAGGGCUUUGGCAAAGCUUACGCGGCUACGUAUCCACGUCAGCUAUCUCCUUACUUCUGUCCUCCCUCACUUGGAGCUUCGUGAGAUCGGGUAUGACUCAGAACAAGUGGAUGGGAUCCUGUACACGGUGCUGGAGGCAAAUCACAUACUGGACUGAGCCCCAGACUUUCUCUCUCUCCUUUUCUCUCUCCCUUUCUCUCUCUCUCUCUCUCUCUCUCUCCUACCCUCUUAUUUCAAUCUUCUACCUUCUCUUCUUGUUCUUCUCCUUCCCCCUUGCCUCUUUCUGUCUCUACCACUUGUAUGCCUUAUGUAAAGAAUCUUUGAAAACAUCCUGGCUCUUAAUCAAUCUGCUUCUUACUCAGUUUUGGUGUGGAGAAAGAUGUUUAAAUACACUUUAAAGAGUCUAGGAACAGAAAAGAAAGUCAUAAAGUUAGGUGACAUGAAAGGUUUAAUUUUGAAGACCCAGAUACUUGGCCUGUUUCAUAUCCUUUCUAAGAUAGUUCAUGUUCUUAAAACAGUUGGCAAAUGCUGGGUCCAAUGUACUAAGUGUUCUGGGAUAAGUUAAGAAAUAAAAGUCACGGUUUCAGAUUGCAAGGAUGUAAUCAUCUAGUUGGAGAUACGAGACAUAUACCAAGUUGCUUAACUAUAUGUAGGAGUAUAUGAUAUGUGCAAGUGAGUGGUAAAAACCUGAUAUGGAAGAUCUGGGGGGAGGGGCAGAAGAAAAUACAAGGGAGGACGUUCAAGGAAGAAGUCACAGCAGAAGUGGGACGUAAACUAGGUUUUAAGGAAGAGGCAUGACCACACUGUUAAUGGCAGUGGUUCUUUAGGUUGUAGGACUGUGCUUGGUUUUUUUUUCUUCUUCCUAUCUUCCUACCCUUUUCAAAUUUUCUAUAACAAAGUUGGUAUUCUUAUGUUGUAAAAAUAAAUCGUUUUUUUUAAAGAGCAAGCAAAUUUGGAUAUCCUCUGAGAGACUUGUGAAAUUACACGGUGAUAUUAUAGUUUAUGUUCAAUUUCACAUUACCUCUGGAAGAACAAUACAAAUGCAUAAAAGUAUGGGUUAUGAAAAAAGUGUUUGUUAGAAGUGAUGGAUUAGUGUAGAUUUCCAAAGUGCCCUUGUAUAUGCGAUUAAAUUCUGGCCUUGUAGGGAGAUGUUUCGGAUGUCCCCUAGAAUUAGACCUGCCUAUUCUUUGGGCUGGUAUGGGGUGAGAGAUAAGACUUCAUAGUAUCAGAAAUAAUAAAACAUACAGUCUUAUAAAAGGAUCCAUUUUAUUAAUUCAUUGCUUUAUUGUAUUUAUACAGUACACACUCUGAGUUCAAGGUACUCUUCAGAAGAUGUAGAACAAUGGACACAUAAAUUAAAUGUGAAAAAUGGGAUGUAGAGGAGAAACAAUAAAAGGAACUUGGGAUCAAACAGUGACAAAAUAUUAGCUAGUCUAGCGGAAAUGUUUUGGAUUUUUAUGCUACUUUGCCUCGGCAAAGUUACUUCAGACUUUUUCUAAAUUAUUUUACCUGCUUUGAAAGGAGAUCCACAAUAGGUACUCCAGUGAGACUGCAGGGAAUUAGAGGAGGCUGGAGCCUGGCUUCAGCACUACAGCCAGCAUUUCAAGGCCUUCACUGCCCAUUUGGACCAUGCAAAUCAAGGCCCCAGUUGUCUCAAUGUUAGUGACAGGAGGGGCAGUCUAUUCACUUCAAUAACAGAGCAACUUCUGUGUUAUUUAUUAAGAACCUGUUCCAGCCUGAACCUCUGUAACUAUUGAUAGGUGUCAUUAUGGAUAAAUUGAAAAGUGUUUGCCCAGGCUUUCCCAAGUUUGUGAUCUGAGUGUGAAGGGAAGAGGCACUGAAGGGAAAAUUGGGUGCAUUCUCCAGGUUUUGCUGUUGUGUUAAUAUAUCUUUUCAAAUAGCUAAUGACUGCCCUUUAACUUUGCAUUUCCAUGAUCAGCAUACAACCUUAUUAUGGGACUUGGUCACUGAAAUCCAUUCUUAACUGGUGCUCUGUGCUUCCUAUUCCCACCCAGUAUCAUUAAAUUGCUUUUAGCAGCUUGAUCAGGUCAUGCCUCUACUCAAAGAUCUGCUAGUAUUCCCAACUGCCUACCAAGCCCCAUACAAAUUAAUGAGUAUGCUACUUAAAGCUCUUUGUGACCUAGCUUCUACUCUCUUUAGAUUGGUCUUGCAAUAUUUCACACACAAACCACAUUCUAUCCCAAGUGAACUGUUUUGCUGUUGUUUUUUGAAUUUCUGAGCAAGCGUUAAGGUUGUUUCCUUUCCUCUUUGGCUAUCCCAUCCCAUUUGCCUGGAAUGUUCUCACUCAUCUUCUUUCAUUUGGUGCAAUUGACAACUUUUUGUCCUGCAAAUUCCUUGAAUUAACCCAGUUAGACCUGCCUUUUCUCUUUGAGCAUUUUGGUUUUAUGUCCCUUAUGAGAGUCUCAUCACAAACUUCCUUGUCCUUGUCGUCCCUAAUAGGAAAGUCCACAGUUUUGAAAAUUUGACAGACUACUUGAUGUUUACACUUACAUGUCUCACAUAUAUUUCAAACAAAACAUCUUAAAAAUAAACAGUGCGACGUAGUUCAGGACUAUUUCUCCCUGCCAAUUUUCCUUGCCUUUGAAAAUGGCACCUCCACCCACCAAAUUGCUUAAGCCAGAAACCUAGAAAUCAUCCUCCCAUCCCCUAUCCAGCCUACUAACCAGGUCUGUCCUUGCUUUCCAAAGUAUACCUUGACUUGACUCAUUUUUUACCACAACUAGCUUAAUCCAAACUGUAGUUAUCUCACAAGGAUGGUCAUGACUUCCAACUAGACUGCUUAUUUCCACUCCAGUUUGCACAGUUGUCUUAUUACUGGGGACAGAGGGCAUGCUUUUAAAUAUAAAGCAAACGAUGCAAUGCUUAAAGACAUGAAAUAACUUCUGGUUCUUAGAACAAAUUCCAAAUCCCUUACAGUGUGCUUCUAUAAAACUGCUACCUACUUUUAUUUUGUCUCAUGCGAUCCUUCAUCAUAUGCCACUCUUUCCUCUGGCUCACCAUAGUCUUCACACUUGAAAUAUGACAAGUUCUUUGCUGCCGAGCGUUUAUUCAUAACUGCUCCCACUCUUGGAAUGCUCUCAUCUCCUAUCUUGGCAUGGCUCGCUUUUCCUCAUCCUUCCGCUCUUGGUGUAGGUGUUGCUUCCACAGGCCCUCCCCAACAGUCAUUUUUUCCUCUGUCUACUUUAUGACUCAAUUGCCGUUUCCCUGGGUCAUUUUUUAGAACUCCUUAACACUCCUCAGAGCUUAUGUAUUUGGUCAUUUGCUUUUACUCAUGUAAGAUAUGUUUAUUGGAUACCUGCUGUGCACUGUGAUACACAUUAGUGAACAAAAUAUACAUGAUCCCCGUUUACCUACCUCAACCAAUUCCAUAAGAAGAUGAAGUCAUGGCUUUUUUCUUUUUUCUUUAUUAUUA
Molecule: messenger RNA, 6327 nt
Organism: Ochotona princeps (American pika)
Lineage: Eukaryota; Metazoa; Chordata; Mammalia; Lagomorpha; Ochotonidae
Gene: MORC4
Product: MORC family CW-type zinc finger 4
Exons: 17
Coding region: 253-3051 (932 amino acids)
Cellular component (GO): nucleoplasm; nucleus
Molecular function (GO): ATP hydrolysis activity; zinc ion binding
Source: RefSeq, a predicted model, not a curated record